UCUCUGGGCAGUACGCGACUGCAGAGAUCGGUCAAGCAGCUUCCGAGCUGCAAAAAGGGCAACGAACCAUGUGGGGUCCGUGCGUCAAGGUCGAGGGCACCAGAGGGCCCAGAAAGUCGAGCAGCCGAAGGCUGUUUGUGUUGUUCGGGCAGCUAAAGCUGCUGUAGUCGGUCGAGGCAGCGUUAAACUGCAGGCGAAGGUGAGAGUGAGGGUGAGGGCACGAUGGCCCUCGAUGUCAAGCAGCAAGAUGCUGCGAAUGUCGUCUGGGCAGCCGAGGCUGCAGAAGUCGGUCGUACGGGAAGUCGAGGGGCACAGAGGCCGGAAUGUCGCAGGCUCGCGAAGCCGAAAUGUCGAGGUGAGAAGAAGUCGCAGAUAAGACAAAUGAAAUGGUGCCCGGGGGCGAUGUCAAAAGCUCGCGAAGCUCAGUGCCGUUGA
Molecule: messenger RNA, 435 nt
Organism: Fusarium odoratissimum NRRL 54006
Lineage: Eukaryota; Fungi; Ascomycota; Sordariomycetes; Hypocreales; Nectriaceae
Exons: 1
Coding region: 223-435 (70 amino acids)
Source: RefSeq, a predicted model, not a curated record